UGUUCAUCCACACGUGUACCAAAAAUCUGCUAUGAUAUAUCUGGAAAAUGGACAUUUUAUCUAUACUUUUAAUUAAUAUUACGCUUUACGUUUCUUUUGUUGUAUGUAGGAACUGUCGAACAAAUUCGUUUCAUCAACACACACAGGAAAACUUUGAUCCUGUCAAGUUUCAGGGACGUUGGUAUGCGAUGUCGACCAAUAAUUACUGGAUUAGAUCAUAUUUCGUUCCUCAGAAUGUACAGUUAGAAUUUAAUGCGUUACAAGAUGGCAGAAUAAGUGUUCAAGCGUCUGCCAGUUUCUUUGGAUCGUUCUGUGACUAUGUAGCAGGAUCAGGGAAAAUUUUAGAUAAAGAAAAACCAGCAGUGUUCGAUGUCUCGUUUGAAACUAAUUAUUCAUUAGCCAAAAAAGUAAACACAUAUUGGGUUUUAUCUACGGAUUAUGAAAGCUAUGCUGUAGUUUUUACAUGCUGGAAUACACUUGAAGAUGGGACAUGUGAUCCAGAAGAAUCUUAUAUUUGGACUUUUACCAGAAGUUUGUCGGGGCAUAGUUUGUCCGAUCUUGCAGCUAUAAAUGAUGCUGUUCCAUUUGUGUGUAUGUCUCCAAGGGAUUUUAAAACUUUUCAACAAGAUGGAGGAUGUGAUUUUAAUCCUUUUAAUUUUCCGAACACAUAUGGAAUGGUGUUUAUAAUGUCAACUGUCUUUAUAGGAUUUAUUAUCUUUUUAGUGUUUUUUAUUUACUGCUUGACAAAAGUAAGCAAUGGUGGUGAAGGACCACAAAGAAAGGGAAAUGUUAUAAUAUUUAAUUAAAUAGAAGUAUGUACUUAUCAGUCAUAAGUAUAUGUGGAUUGAUUAUUGAAGGUUGGUCUUCGGCUGGCUCAUAGUGUAUGUCGUAAAACUAUCACAAUUUUUCCUACUAAAAAAUUAAAUUCAACUUGAAAUUUAAAUUCAAAAUCAAUUCCGUGUGUUUAAGUGAAUCAUUGACGAACAAUAGUUCUAGAGAUGCAGAGUAUAUAUAUAUAUGCAUUGAGAUAACAGCAGUAGCGCGAAAACAAAAAUCAAAAGACCUAUAGAGAUCACCAUACUGUGUUCAGGAAUUCGGCGAUUAAUGUCAAGAUCUAAAUCACACGAGUCCAUAAAAGUUUGAAUGCAUUCUCAUCCCGUCCCUUUUACUCGCGAUCAAUGGAAAAAUAAUAGGCAGACGAUCUUUACUGUAGUUAUGUGAUUGCAUAUACACCAUUGGUAUUCAGUGACUUUGUCUUCUGUAUGUUUCUUGUCUGCUGUUGUUUCUGCUGUUGUUUUUAAUUAAAAGCAGUUC
Messenger RNA from Mytilus trossulus (common blue mussel), 1314 nucleotides. Its product is annotated as retinol-binding protein 4-like. Lineage: Eukaryota; Metazoa; Mollusca; Bivalvia; Mytilida; Mytilidae. Bases 48 to 806 code for a protein of 252 amino acids. Gene Ontology annotation, molecular function: retinol transmembrane transporter activity; retinoid binding. The record is from RefSeq and is a predicted model, not a curated record. The transcript is spliced from 2 exons.